Acomys russatus (golden spiny mouse) is the source of this 503-nucleotide messenger RNA. Its product is annotated as histone H2A.Z-like. The record is from RefSeq and is a predicted model, not a curated record. Bases 1 to 390 code for a protein of 129 amino acids. Lineage: Eukaryota; Metazoa; Chordata; Mammalia; Rodentia; Muridae. The transcript has a single exon. Gene Ontology annotation, cellular component: nucleosome. Gene Ontology annotation, molecular function: protein heterodimerization activity; DNA binding; structural constituent of chromatin.
AUGGCUGACGGUAAAGCUGGAAAGGACUCUGGAAAGGCCAAGACAAAGGCAAUCUCCUCCUCGCAGCAAGCUGGCUUGCAGUUCCCUAUGAGCCAUAUUCAUCGACACCUGAAAUCUAGGACAAUCAGCAGUGGACGUGUAGGCGCGACCGCUGCUGUGUACAGCGCAGCCAUGCUGAAGUACCUCACCGCAGAGGUCCUUGAGUUGGCAGGAAAUGCAUCAAAAGACUUCAAGGUAAGACAUAUUAUUAUCCCUCGUCAUUUGCAACUUGCUAUUCGUGGAGAUGUGGGAUUGGAUUCUCUGAUCAAGGCUACAACUGCUGCCGCUAGUCUCAUCCCACACACCCACAAACCUCUCAUGGGGGAGAAAGGACAACAGAAGACCUUCUAAGGAUGCCUGGAUUCCUCAUUAUCUCAUGACUUUAACUUUCCUUAGCAUCUGUCCAGUGUUGGUGAUUCCAGUGGACUGUAUCUCUGUGGAAAACACGAUUUUGCCCUUUUCUA